Candidula unifasciata is the source of this 1086-nucleotide messenger RNA. Lineage: Eukaryota; Metazoa; Mollusca; Gastropoda; Stylommatophora; Geomitridae. The record is from the annotation of a GenBank genome assembly.
AUGUAUGAAACCUGUGCAAAAAUGUCCUCAGGUGAUGUAUCACCUGUUACAACACCCAGCUCUGCAUCGUUGAGUGGGCAUCCACCCAAGUUUGGAACAAUUAUACCAAGCAGAAUUUUUGUUGGUGGAAUUGCAGCUAAUACAACCGACGCUGAGCUAAAGCAAUACUUCUCUGCUUUUGGAGCUGUUAAGGACACUAAAAUUAUAACUGACCGAGCCGGUGUAUCCAAGGGAUACGGAUUUGUUACAUUUGAGAAUCAAGAAGAUGCAGACAUGAUUAUAAAAAAAGAGGCUGACAAUCUGAUUUUCAAGGACAGGAAACUUAACAUUGGACCAGCUGUGAGGAAGCAGGGUUUGCCUCGCCCGUAUGAUGCUAGCAUCCCACCUGGAUCUGUACUGUUCUCCAAUGGUGUGCCAUAUACUUACCAGAAUGGCAUGGCAAUCUUUCAGACUCCAGAUGGGAAUUAUCCAUUGGCACAGCCACAGCAGUCUUAUGUAACCACUGCAGUGAUGAUCCCACAGAGUCAAGUCUAUAUGACUCCUCAGUACCCGUACCAGCAGAUGUCUUUGCAGAGUGCUCUCCAACCUGUCCCAACUGCUAGUCCAGGUUAUAUUUGGGCAACUAUGCCAUCGGCUGCUGAUGUCAUUUAUCAGACACCUCAGGCGUACCAGGGUGCCGAGCUUGCUGAUGCUGCUUUUGUCGAUGGAACUACUGUAGAGGGCAGUAUGAUUCCUGUGGAGCAGACAUUAGCAAACCGCAUCCAUUCACCCGUGAACGACGUCAAUUGUUCAAGCGACCAGACAUCUGUGGCUACGGUGCCAAUUAUUCCAGUGCAGGCGGCCAGCAAAAAUGCCGUUGCCAGUUACAAGAAACAUUAUGCUCUCACAAGAAGAUCCUUCAACAGCCCUACUAUUCUUGUGAAGCAUGGCCACAAAGUUCAGCGACUAAUGGUAUCAGGCACCUCACCACCAACCAUGUACAAUGGGCAGAUUUUGAAUACAUGCAGUCCAUCUGAUACCGGUGACGGUAGCGAUACUUAUAUCCGAUACACCCACCUUCCGGGACAUCCUGCCACCACCAAGUAG